GCAUCUCUUUCCCCGGAGUCGUUUUGUUAUCACCAGACUCUCAGCGACGCCCGUAGGGCUAGGACGCCCCUACUUUCGUGCUCAGUCUCUUGGGCUCUGCGACUGCGUCCGCCCUCCAGUCGGCUCAGACCUGACCAUGCUGCGCAAGCUGACCCUCGACCAGAUCAACGACUGGUUCACCAUCGGCAAGACGGUGGCCAAUGUGGAACUCUUGGGGUCUCCGCCCACCUUUCCCGCUGGCCCUCCUGGGAUUGGGGUGCAAGCUCAUCAUGCCCAAGCCCAGGCUCAUGCUUAUGCCCAGGCCCAGGCUCAGGCCCAGGCUGAGAUGGAGGCAGAGGCCCUGGCUCAGGCCGAGAUGGAGGCAGAGGCCCUGGCUCAGGCUGAGGUGGAAGCAGAGGCCUUGGCUCAGGCCGAAGCCGAAGCCGAAGCCGAGGCCGAAGCCGAGACCGUAGCCGAAUCCGAGGCCGAGGCCGAAGCCGAAGCCGAGGCCGAGGCCGAGGCGAGGCCGGAAGAAGAGGAGAAAAAACCACUUAAGAGUGACCAAGCGGCAUUGGGAUCAGAUGGCAGUGUUGUCAACGAGGAGGCCCAUGUUCCAGCCUUGGCCUCCCCGGCAGUCGGCAGGCUGCAUGAGAGAAAGAGUCCUGAAAUGGAAUAUAUAAACAAAUACAGACAGUUAGAAGCUGAAGAAUUUGAUGUAUACAACAAUGAUCAUUCAAACAGUGGACCAGGUCCAAAGAAGCCUUUAUGUAAACCAAACAGUGUGCCAUCUAUCCCAGAAACAAAUUACAAAUAUCCUGAUUUGCCUAUAAAUCGGUGUAAGGAAGAGGUUAUUUCCUUGAUAGAAAGCAAUUCAGUUGUAAUUAUUCAUGGUGCAACUGGUAGUGGAAAAAGCACCCAGCUUCCUCAGUAUGUCUUAGAUUAUUAUAUUCGCCGUUCUACAUACUGCAACAUUGUGGUUACUCAACCACGGAAAAUAGGAGCCAGUAGCAUUGCAAGAUGGAUUAGUAAAGAGAGAUCUUGGACCUUGGGUGGUUUGGUAGGAUAUCAGGUUGGACUAGAAAAAAUAGCUACCAAAGACACAAAGUUAAUUUACAUGACCACUGGUGUGCUGCUUCAGAAAAUAGUUGGUGCCAAAAGUUUGGCAGAAUUUACCCAUGUCUUCAUUGAUGAAGUACAUGAACGUACAGAGGAAAUGGAUUUUCUCUUGUUGGUUGUCCGCAAACUUUUAAGGACAAAUUCACGUUUUGUGAAGGUAAUCCUGAUGUCAGCUACCAUCAAUUGUAGAGAAUUUGCUGACUAUUUUGCUGUUCCAGUUCAGAACAAAAUGAAUCCUGCUUAUGUGUUUGAAGUGGAAGGCAAGCCUCACACAAUUGAAGAAUAUUACCUUAAUGAUUUGGUACAUGUUAAUCAUAUCAGGCUUCCUGCACAGCUUAUGGAUGAACCAAUGAUAACAAAGGAAAUGUAUGAAGUUGCCAUUUCCUUGAUUCAGUUGUUUGACGAAUUGGAUAUGAAAGAAAAUGGAGACAAAAACUUGUCGGGUACCAACUUUGUGUCAGAACGCAGUAGUGUGUUGGUUUUUUUGCCAGGUUUAGGUGAAAUAAACUACAUGCAUGAACUCCUUACAAACAUGGUUCACAAAAGAUUGCAGGUUUAUCCUCUCCAUUCCAGUGUGACUUUGGAAGAACAGAAUAAUGUAUUUUUAACUCCAGUCCCUGGGUAUAGAAAGAUUAUUUUAUCUACAAACAUAGCAGAGAGCUCUGUCACAGUGCCAGAUGUUAAAUAUGUUAUAGAUUUUUGUUUGACUAGAACACUUGUUUGUGAUGAAGACACUAAUUACCAGAGUCUGCGACUGAGCUGGGCUUCUAAAACCAGUUGUAAUCAGAGAAAAGGUCGGGCUGGGCGUGUUUCUAAAGGGUAUUGUUACAGACUCAUCCACAAAGACUUUUGGAUAAAUUGUAUCCCAGAUCAUGUAGUUCCUGAGAUGCUGCGCUGUCCAUUAGGAAGCACAAUUUUAAAAGUAAAGUUGCUUGAUAUGGGUGAGCCAAGAGCUUUGCUGGCAACUGCUCUUUCUCCACCCAGUCUUGGUGACAUUGAACGGACCAUCCUUCUGCUAAAAGAGGUAGGAGCACUUGCUGUUAGUGGGCAGAGAGAAGAAGAAAAUCCCCAUGAUGGUGAACUGACUUUCUUAGGACGGGUUUUGGCCCAACUUCCUGUAGAUCAGCAACUUGGUAAAUUAAUAGUGCUUGGACAUGUCUUUGGAUGUCUAGAAGAAUGCCUUAUCAUAGCUGCAGCUCUCUCAUUGAAGAAUUUUUUUGCAAUGCCUUUCAGACAGCAUCUUGAUGGAUAUAGGAAUAAAAUGAAUUUUUCUGGCAACAGUAAGAGUGAUUGCAUUGCGCUUGUUGAAGCUUUUAAAACUUGGCAAGCCUGCAGACAAAGAGGAGAAUUUCGUCAUCCAAAGGAUGAACUUGACUGGGGACGAUUAAAUUACAUUCAGAUCAAGAGAAUUAGAGAGGUGGCUGAGUUAUAUGAAGAACUGAAAAAUCGAAUCACACAAUUCAACAUGUGUGUUGAUACUCAGAGACCCGUGAUGGACCAUGAAUAUGUUUAUAAACAGCGAUUUAUCCUGCAGGUUGUAUUGGCUGGUGCUUUCUACCCAAAUUACUUUACUUUUGGACAACCUGAUGAGGAAAUGGCAAUAAGGGAGCUUGCUGGCAAAGAUCCUAAAACAACUGUAGUGCUGAAGCAUAUUCCUCCAUAUGGAUUUAUCUACUACAAACAACUUCAAUCUCUCUUUAGGCAAUGUGGUCAAGUAAAAUCCAUUGUAUUUGAUGGUACAAAGGCAUUUGUGGAAUUUUCUCGUAAUCCAACAGAAAGAUUUAAAACUCUUCCUGCUGUAUAUAUGGCAAUUAAGAUGUCUCAGCUAAAAGUUUCACUUGAACUCAAUGUUCAUGCUGGUGAAGAAAUCGAAGGCAAAGUACAAGGAGGAACAGUUACAAAGCUGAGGAACACAAGAGUGAACGUGGACUUCCAGAAGCAGACAAUUGAUACUAUGCAGAUCUCAUUAGAUGCUCUAGAGCAGUCACAAGCAAUUACAAGCCUGCUCUUAACUAUUGAUGUCACUGAGGUUGUAGAAGUUGGUCACUUCUGGGGUUAUAGGAUUGAUGAAAAGAAUACAAAUAUACUGAAAAAGCUAACAGUUGAAAUAAACCAGUUGAAAUUGGUGCCUUUGCCAAUUCGUCCAUAUCCUGAUUUAGUUUGUCUGGCACCAUUUGCUAAUUUGAAUAAAGAAACCUACUUUAGAGCUCAAAUCCUAUAUGUUUCUGGAAAUUCUGCUGAGGUCUUUUUUGUAGAUUAUGGUAAUAGAUCACAUGUAAGCCUAGAUCUUUUAAUGGAAAUCCCUUGCCAUCUUCUAGAGCUUCCAUUUCAGGCUCUGGAAUUCAAGAUUUGUAAGAUGCGUCCUUCUGCCAAGUCUCUUGUAUGUGGAGAACACUGGAGUUAUGGGGCCAGUCAAAGGUUUGCUGCUUUAGUCAAUGGCUGUGCUCUUAUAGUGAAAGUGUAUUCAGUUGUACACAGUGUUCUGCAUGUGGAUGUGUAUCGUUACUCUGGAAUUAAAGAAGUGGUCAACAUUCGGGAUGUGCUUAUCAAAGAAUGCUAUGCUGAAUUAGCAGAAGAGUCUUAUGAAUCAAAACAAAACAAUGAAAUGCUGAAGGAAUUCUUUUCGAAGUCAGUGGAAAAUGCUGCCAGUGCAACUAUACCACCAGUAACUCAUAGUAAAGAAGAUGAAAAGUUUCUGAUCCGAAUAUUGUUAGACAGCUUUUCUGCUAAUAAACUUGGGGCCCCAAAUUGUAAGGUACUACUUCAUGGUCCUUUUAAUCCCUAUGAGCUCAAGUGUCACAGUAUGACCCGAAUAUCUAAGUUCAGAUGUGUAUGGAUUGAAAAAGAGAGUAUCAACUCUGUUAUUAUCAGUGAUACCCCUGAAGAUCUCCACCAGCGCAUGUUGGUUGCUGCUUCUCUUUCAGUAAAUGCAACUGGAUCUACUAUGCUGCUGAGAGAAACAUCUCUCAUGCCUCAUAUUCCGGGACUGCCAGCAUUACUUAGCAUGUUGUUUGCUCCAGUUAUGGAACUGAGGGUUGAUCAGAGUGGAAAAUGUUAUACUGGUGCUCUUUGUGGUUUGGGGUGGAAUCCAAGUACUGGAACACCAAUACUGCCAGAGCAUGACAUUGAGUUGGCAUUUGACGUCCAGUUAAAUGUGGAAGACAUUGUUGAGAUUAACAUUCUUCGGGCAGCUAUUAACAAGAUAGUUUGUGAUGGACCAAAUGGAUGUAUGUAUCUUGGGCCUGAAAGAAUUGCACAGCUACAGGAUAAUGCUCGUCAGAAACUUUUAGGUCUGUUCUGCAAAUUGAAACCAAGAGAAAUAAUUGUUCCCACAUGGUAUGAAAAAACAUAUGAUUGGAAUCAGGUAGAUCCAAAGCUGAUCAUGGAACAAUCUGACAGGGAGAGUGGAAGAGGAAAAUAUACAUUUCUCUAUCAGCUUCAUAAACUGAUUGUAUUAAGUACCUAAGAUAUUUCAUCGAAUCAUAAUCAAGAUUCAGCAUAAAGGAAGUUAUGUAAAAGUG
Antechinus flavipes (yellow-footed antechinus) is the source of this 4616-nucleotide messenger RNA. It is a transcript of the gene TDRD9, whose product is annotated as tudor domain containing 9. Gene Ontology annotation, cellular component: intracellular anatomical structure. The coding region runs from base 137 to 4561 and encodes 1474 amino acids. The transcript has 36 exons. The record is from RefSeq and is a predicted model, not a curated record. Gene Ontology annotation, molecular function: ATP binding; RNA binding. Lineage: Eukaryota; Metazoa; Chordata; Mammalia; Dasyuromorphia; Dasyuridae.